This is a messenger RNA of Physcomitrium patens, 1208 nucleotides long. NCBI's taxonomy places the organism in Eukaryota, Viridiplantae, Streptophyta, Bryopsida, Funariales, Funariaceae. The record is from RefSeq and is a predicted model, not a curated record.
UUCAAUGAGCUCAACGUCUUUGUCACUUAGCAUUACAAAGCUAUUGAACUGGGACUGAAAAUCCUUGUAGAUAGAGGUUGUGUGCCCCCGCAGCUGAAAUUGCUCCUAAGGUCAUGAGUUAUGAAUGGUGGUGUUUUCAUCGAAUCGAAACCGUCAACUAUUUGUGCACGUCGUUAAUCACUGCUAGAUUAAAUCAAGCAGCCUGAAUAUCUGGCUAUCAUCUCUGGCCUCUCCUGAUAUCGUUCUCGAGUCGAGGUUUCGAGAUAACAAGAGAUGUCGGGCAAUAGUAACACGAGGUACCGUGGUAUUCGAAUGAGGCGCUGGGGAAAGUGGGUAUCGGAGAUUAGAGAGCCUCAGCGAAGUGGUUCGCGAACGAACCGCAUUUGGCUUGGAUCAUUCCGAUCAGCGGAAGAAGCGGCACAUGCUUACGACGCCGCCAUGCUGUGUCUCCGGGGUUCGACUGACAAUCUGAACUUCCCAAACUUCAACUACAGGCUUCCGCCGGGCAGCCCUGGGCGCUACAGCACGCGUGAAAUCCAAGCCGCUGCAGCCGCCGCAGCUGCACAAUCUGCGGGUCGCCCCUUCUCGUACAACAAUUUCAUGUCGCCUGGCUCAUCUUCUGACAGCGAUGAAGAGAUCGAAGACAUUACCUACACAGGAAGCUCGACCAACACACAUUAUGGCACUGAAUCACAGGCUUCCUUCAACGACAACUGGCGUAGCUAUGACGAUGACCCCUACAAUCAAGUGCAUGAGAUGGCUCGAGGAAUGAUGAUGCAGCCUCCCAAAAGUGACUCUGAUGACAGCGAUGAAGACAGUGACGACGGCGAUCCGCCAUUGUGGUGAUUUACAGUUCAAUUGUGGGUUCUCACCGCAGACCAACUAUUGAACAUCCUCUACCUCUCUGAAGGGCGGAUCUGAGAUGUUCACAUUCUAUAUCAACCUUCACCUAGUAUACGACUUCCGAGACUUAGUUGUAAAGUGCUUGUAUAAGUAGUAAUCGCUAAUCAGAUGAGCCGCAUGCGAUAUUAAUCUAGACAGGAACGUUUGCUCCUUUGCCAAUCUCGGGCCGAGGAAAUCAGCCUUACUGAAAAGUCAUUCCAGCUCCAUGUACGCAUUUCGAGCUCGAUCAGUUAGCAGAAUUUUCUUUACAUGUGUACCAGUUCAAUCCGUAACAAGAAUCACUUGUAUGCCUUUCCAGUUCUUCA